AUGCAGCGAAACGGGGUGAUGGAAUGCACAGCGUGCCGCUCCCGGCUGGUGGCGCCGAGCCCGCGGAGCGUGUCCAGGGCGUACGACAAGCACCACAACAAGAUAACGUCCAAGUUCCGUGCGCUCAAAUUCCUCCUCGUCGUCGGCGACUGCAUGCUCGUCGGCCUCCAGCCCAUCCUAGUGUUCAUGUCAAAAGUAGAUGGGAAGUUCCAGUUCAGCCCCAUCAGUGUUAACUUUUUGACGGAGGUUGCAAAAGUUAUCUUUGCUAUCGUGAUGCUAAUUAUUCAGUCUCGAAAGCAAAAGGUUGGGGAAAAACCACUUCUGGCACGUUCAACCCUUAUACAGGCAGCCCGCAAUAAUGUACUCCUAGCUGUCCCUGCACUUCUAUAUGCCAUCAACAAUUACCUUAAAUUUAUCAUGCAGUUGUAUUUCAAUCCUUCAACUGUGAAAAUGCUAAGCAACCUAAAGGUACUGGUCAUAGCUGUUCUUCUGAAAUUUAUAAUGAGAAGGAGGUUCUCUGUUAUUCAGUGGGAAGCUCUUGCUCUAUUACUUAUUGGGAUCAGCAUCAAUCAACUUCGAACUGCACCUGCGGGCGAUACAGCAUUUGGUCUUCCUAUCACUGCUAUCGCAUACAUCUAUACACUGAUUUUUGUAACUGUUCCAUCACUAGCUUCUGUCUACAACGAGUAUGCAAUGAAAAGUCAAGAUACUAGUAUUUAUCUUCAGAAUUUAUUUCUGUAUGGAUAUGGUGCAAUAUUCAACUUCCUCGGCAUCCUUGGGACGGCCUUAUUCCAAGGGCCCGAGAAUUUUAAUAUCCUUCAAGGGCAUUCAAGGGCUACGAUGUUUCUCAUAUGUAACAAUGCUGCGCAAGGCAUUCUUUCUUCAUUCUUCUUCAAGUAUGCAGAUACAAUUUUGAAGAAGUAUUCCUCAACUGUUGCCACAAUUUUUACUGGUCUAGCUUCUGCUGCUUUUCUGGGACAUACCUUGACUAUUAACUUUCUCCUGGGCAUAUCAGUGGUGUUUAUUUCAAUGCAUCAGUUCUUCUCACCUAUAGCUAAAGUCAAAGGCGACAAACCAGGUGAAUUAUUGGAGUUGCAAGAUACACAGAAUCAUCGGUCAUCUGAUUCUUCUUUUGUAAAUAUGACUGCUGGUGCUGCUGAGGACGCUAGCCAUCAGCUUGGAACUGAUGAGAGGCAACAACUGUUGCCAAUUUGA
This is a messenger RNA of Triticum turgidum subsp. durum (durum wheat), 1215 nucleotides long. Lineage: Eukaryota; Viridiplantae; Streptophyta; Magnoliopsida; Poales; Poaceae. The record is from the annotation of a GenBank genome assembly.